UCUUCCAUCGCUGGAGUGCGCUGUCCUCUGUACAGAGUGAAUCGAGAGGACGUGUUGAUGACGUUUGCAAUAUCCAUUUUGUACAUUAUUCGCAUUUGUUGUCGAUUCGGUCGGACUACUGGGUUAUAAAACACGUAUUUUUUUUACAGUUAGCCUUCCAAGGCUAAAUAAGAAGGCAUCCUGGAAGAAGCGGGUGAACCGAAGAUCCCUACGCAGCAUGGAUUCUAUGUAACUCCGGCAAAAUGUAAUGAGGAGAUGACUCCGGGAGAGAAAGAUCAACAGGGUGCCAACCGUAUAGUGUUGGUCAAGAAAAUUAUCAUGAAAGAUGGGCCCACGCCGGGCCAUGGUAUUGGCAGACCCAGUGUCUCCCAUGCUGUUGUGGUCAUCUUCCUGGAGUUCUUUGCCUGGGGUCUCCUCACCACUCCCAUGCUGACAGUUUUACAUGAAACGUUUCCACAGCACACAUUUCUGAUGAAUGGCCUUAUUCAAGGUGUGAAGGGCCUCCUGUCCUUCAUGAGCGCCCCUCUGAUUGGUGCCCUGUCAGAUGUGUGGGGCAGGCGGUCCUUCCUAUUAGUCACUGUGUUCUUCACCUGUGCCCCAAUCCCGCUCAUGAGACUCAGUCCCUGGUGGUACUUUGCAGCGAUUUCCAUGUCAGGGGCUUUCUCUGUCACCUUCUCUGUCAUCUUUGCUUAUGUCUCUGAUGUCACUGAGGAGCAUGAAAGAAGCACAGCAUAUGGACUGGUGUCGGCUACGUUUGCAGCCAGCCUGGUGACGAGUCCAGCCAUCGGGGCGUACCUGUCCGCGUGUUACGGUGACAACCUGGUGGUGUUGGUGGCUACGCUCGUGGCUCUGGCAGACAUCUGCUUCAUCCUGCUGGCCGUGCCUGAGUCCCUACCGGAGAAGAUGAGACUCAACACCUGGGGAGCACCUAUCACCUGGGAGCAGGCAGACCCCUUCCAGUCGAUGAGGAAAGUGGGAAAGGAUCCCACAGUUCUUCUCAUCUGUAUAACCGUGUUCCUGUCCUACCUACCUGAGGCUGGUCAAUACUCCAGUUUCUUCCUAUAUCUUAGACAGGUCAUUAACUUUUCAUCGGCAACAAUCGCAGUGUUCAUCGGGGUGGUUGGAAUCCUCUCCAUCAUAGCCCAGACACUUAUUCUCACAGUCUUGAUGAGAACUAUUGGAAACAAGAACACGGUGCUUCUGGGACUGGGCUUCCAGAUUCUACAGCUGGCCUGGUACGGCUUCGGGUCAGAACCAUGGAUGAUGUGGGCUGCAGGUGCAGUAGCAGCCAUGUCUAGUAUCACCUUUCCUGCAGUGAGUGCCCUGGUGUCUCGCAGUGCAGACCCAGAUAAGCAAGGUCUGGUUCAGGGGAUGAUCACUGGUAUCCGAGGCCUGUGUAACGGUCUGGGCCCGGCGCUGUACGGACUUAUCUUCUUCAUGUUUAACGUAGAGCUGAACACAAUCGAUCCCAUCCAGGGAGAGUACCCCAUCGACCCUUUACCUGUUAACCCCCCGACUGAGAAAUCCUUGAUCCCCGGCCCUCCCUUCCUGCUGGGCUCAUGCACGGUGGUGGUGGCCUUCCUGGUAGCCUUGUUUAUCCCUGAGAACACCAAACCUUCUGUGGUGACCUGCGCUGACGCCAAGGAUACCUCCAUGCUAGCCGGCGUCCACAUCAACACCCCGCUACCGGGCAGCGACGAGGACACGCCAGCCCCGACCAGUGACGAGGACUUUGAGCCCCUGCUGCAGGACAGCGUUGUGUGACUGAGGGAGGGCAGCAGGUGGCUCCUGCAGGACAGCGUUGUGUGACUGAGGGAGGGCAGUAGGCCCCUCCUGCAGGACAGCGUUGUGUGACUGAGGGAGGGCAGCAGGUGGCUCCUGCAGGACAGCGUUGUGUGACUGAGGGAGGGCAGCAGGUGGCUCCUGCAGGACAGCGUUGUGUGACUGAGGGAGGGCAGUAGGCCCCUCCUGCAGGACAGCGUUGUGUGACUGAGGGAGGGCAGCAGGUGGCUCCUGCAGGACAGCGUUGUGUGACUGAGGGAGGGCAGCAGGUGGCUCCUGCAGGACAGCGUUGUAUGACUGAGGGAGGGCAGCAGGUGGCUCCUGCAGGACAGCGUUGUGUGACUGAGGGAGGAUGGAGGGCAGCAGGCGGCUUUGGUAUUAUUACACCCAUCUAUGGAUACCACGCCCCCAUGUAGCCUACGUAUCCCCAACGGAGGAGAGGGAGAGAGGCCUAGCUAACCAACCUCAAUAUUCUGUGCAACUCUGCACUGCACAACCAACCAGUCCCCGCCCCUGUCCCAUAAAAACUAGUAUUUAUUUUUAAUUUUUAGCUGGAUUGGAUUUGCUGUUUAUGAUGUAUUGAUCUUACAGGGGAUGCUUUUUUGGGGGGGAGGUUCACCUCUAGGACCUCUAAGUUUUAAUCCUGAAGGGAGCGACAGCGAAGAUGGCGGACCCAGCGGGCAAAACUGGUUACUGGUUGGUAUCUGGUGCCAUUUCAACCAGGUUUGCCCGCUGGGUAGAUUGAGUUGUUCAAUAGAGGUAGAAGGGAAAGAGCUUGCUGUGCCCGGCAUCUUAUUGCUUUAACGCAUCUUCAAGCUCAGCAUUUACUGUAGCCCACACCUAAUGGUACCUCAACACAAGGAGGCUUAAACCGAGUCUGAAAUGCAAGGAGAUAUGUGCCAGUAGUCAGUCAACAACACUUAAAAUAUUUACUUAGAAAGCUUGUUCACUAUGAGCAGCCAUAAGAUUACAACAUUAUAAAAUGUAUGAGAUGUAUACUGUAAGUCCGAUAUUUCAGGGGAGCUUCUGUUCACAAGCCUUACAACAAUUCAUAUCAUUCAGAGAGCAGUUAUCAUAUCAUUGUCUUAUAACUGGUGGGUAAACAUGGGAGAUUAGGAUGAUAGGAUAUUUGACAUAGGAAGAUAAGAUCUUGGUGUAAUUUUUACUCCCAAGAUCUCAACUUCUCACUUUAUUGUGCAGAGUUUUGGUACUUGAACCACUGGUCCUAGAGUAACUGCUAAAAGUGUUUCUGUAUAGUGAGAACAAUUUAAGAUAUUCACUAAAUGUGGCCUCCUGUCAGUAGGAGGCAGUGCUGAGGUGUGGAUGAUGCCAUUAGGUUAUGGUUGUCAUGGUUUUAUGCAGUGCUCUGCAGUUUCUGUUCAGUCUGUGAAAUCUUGAUUGCUACUGUACUAAAAAGGGUUUUUAUCUUAAAAUAUAUGAGGUAUUUUAUUUAUAUUAUCCAUACUGUAAAAAUUAUAUUGCUAAUGUUCUGCAACAUAUUGACAGAAAUGCCUAGGCUACUCUGGUAGUAAUAAUAAUGUAUUUAACUUAGAGAAACAAGUUUUUACUGGUUUUCUUUUUGUAAUUUUUGGGAGAAUUGUUUUUAUUCUUUUUUUGUAAGUAUAACCUUACCCUGAAAUAUAUGAUGGGGUGGA
Molecule: messenger RNA, 3437 nt
Organism: Oncorhynchus masou masou (cherry salmon)
Lineage: Eukaryota; Metazoa; Chordata; Actinopteri; Salmoniformes; Salmonidae
Gene: slc71a2a
Product: major facilitator superfamily domain containing 14Ba
Exons: 12
Coding region: 256-1764 (502 amino acids)
Biological process (GO): transmembrane transport
Cellular component (GO): membrane
Molecular function (GO): transmembrane transporter activity
Source: RefSeq, a predicted model, not a curated record